GCCGCUGGCUGAUCAGAGCCUCCCCAGGAGCCGGCGGCCAGAGCCCCAGACCGCGCUGACCCUGCGCUCGCCCGGCCUCCCCAUGUCUCAGUACGCCCCCAACUCGGACUUCAAACGGGCUUUGGACAGUAGUCCCGAGGCCAACACGGAAGAUGACAAGACCGAGGAGGACGCGCCCAUGCCCAAGAACUACUUGUGGCUCACCAUCGUCGCGUGUUUCUGCCCCGCGUACCCCAUCAAUAUCGUCGCUUUGGUCUUCUCCAUCAUGUCCCAGAACAGCUACAACGAAGGCGACUUGGAAGGAGCCAGGCGGCUUGGGCGGAAUGCCAAGUGGGUGGCCAUCGCCUCCAUCGUCAUCGGCCUUCUCAUCAUUGGCAUUUCUUGCGCAGUUCACUUCACGAGGAACCUCUGAGGAAGCCCAGGGCGGCGCUGAGCGCGGAAGACCGACUCACCCGCACCCAUCCCAGAGGAGUUCCCGAGGAUGGAAUCCUUGACUUCAGACUGUGAGAUCUUUUCCUCCAAGACUCUCCAGAGGCAGGUCCCUGGCAAUCAAGAGCAAAGUCCCAAAUGUAGGAAGCGCGAACAGCACACCCGGAUCGGCCAAAGCCAUCAAUUUGUGGGGGAAACAAAAAAAAGAAGCAGACAAAAGCAGAAGACGAGGAGCGUGAAGCCCGUAUCAUUGAGCAAAGUUUGCUGUGUUCGUUUCUCUUCUCCAGAGACGAGCCUCAGGAAAUCUCCCUACUUUGAACAGGUGGUGGGGAGUGGUACCCAGACUCGGGGAGGGUGGGAGCUUUCUAGAAGAGCAGCGGAUGCUGGAGUUUACAAGGUCAAGUACAAAGCAUGUUUAAAGUUGCCUAAUGUCAUUGAACCUGUGGCUUUGGUUUCCUUUCCACUUGCCCUGUUGUAGUAACUCCUCCAUCAUCCUACCUACCCAUUGAAUGGUCCAAGGCUCACAGGAAGAGGCAUCCUGGCAUUUUGCCUCCAAGUACCUGCCCCUCCCCCCACCCCAGCCAACCCCUUGCUUGCACUACACUGGGUCAACCUGAGCACAACUGUGCCCUUGUCUCCAACAGCCUCUGAGAAUGUACCCGGCCGUCACUUCGAGCCAUCACAUUCUGUCCCAGCCUGGGGAAUAAACUGAACGUGUUUGCAGAACACGCUCUAAGUCUCGGGCAACAUCUUGGAUUGCUCUCCUGGAUGCCACCUGGAAAUGCUGCCCCUGUCCGUCUUUUCUGUACAAUGCAAACCUGUGGGCCAGAGAGUGCUAGUUGAAGGGCAGCCGUAUCCUGCCUGCCAGAAAACACAGGCAUUGACCGCAGGACGUGUGCACACGAUUGCGUUUAAGGAGCUCAGGGUCAGGAAGAUAGGUCAUUUCUCCUUUCUCAGUCCUGACCACAGCAAGGAGAAAGUCGAAGACAGAGCAAGCCUCGGGGUCAGCGUCCUGUGUCUACGUAGAAUAGAAUGAUAUUGCUUUUACGCUGUUCGUUGUAUUUCUUACUUGCCUCUGACAGUAUUUCCACAAAUGGAUUUGACAUAUCAUUUUCAUUCAAAUACAUUUACUUAGAAAAGUAAAUGGACUCAAAGAAAAAUGCCAAUUAAAACAGCAGGUGUUGUGUAUAGCAAAGAUCACUUCAAGAACUAAUGUUAGAAACACAGUGAUAAUGAACUUUCAUAAGCACCAAAAAAAAAAAGGGCAGUUUAUUCUAAUCGAAUUAACCAGAGGCUGAGAGUCAAAACACCUGUGUCAAUGACUUUUUUUUGCCACUAACUCGUUAGGCAAGCCGAUUUUGAGCAACUUUCUCAACCUCUCUGUGCCUCUGAUUUCUUCACGUGGAAAUGAGAGCUCAGAACACCUGCUACGUACCUCGAAGUGUUGUUAGAGAAAUGCCUUGCUAUGAUAGAGGCGAAUGCCCCGGGGGGAGAUUCUAAGUUCUGUACAAAUACAAAGCAUUGGUAUUAGAGUUGUGAAUCUCAGGCGCUUGUUAAAACACUAGACCCUUGCAAAAAAUAAAAGUUG
Lepus europaeus (European hare) is the source of this 2017-nucleotide messenger RNA. It is a transcript of the gene TMEM233, whose product is annotated as transmembrane protein 233. Gene Ontology annotation, cellular component: membrane. Lineage: Eukaryota; Metazoa; Chordata; Mammalia; Lagomorpha; Leporidae. The record is from RefSeq and is a predicted model, not a curated record. The transcript has 3 exons. The coding region runs from base 83 to 412 and encodes 109 amino acids.